AUGGCUGAGGAAGAUGGUCAGGAGCUUGUCACCAAGCCCUUCAAGUUUGUGACUGGUACGUACAAUCCCUCUGUCGCGAAAUUUAAUCGACUGGUAAGAAACCCGACUCUCGACGACGGCUACGAUUCAGACCUUUCAUACGGGAUCAAUUGGGCUCGAUGGAAGCGGCGGAUGGCUGACGCGAACAUCCGAAUAGGCACCGACGCUCGUUUCCCCAACGUCAACCAGACCAAGCACUGCUGGCAAAACUAUGUGGACUACCACAAGUGCAUUAUCGCCAAGGGAGAGGACUUUGCUCCUUGCCGCCAGUUUUGGCUCGCUUACCGCUCGCUCUGCCCCUCGGGAUGGUACCAGCGCUGGGACGAGCAACGAGAGGCCGGCCAGUUCCCUGUCAAGCUUGACGCUUAA
Emericellopsis atlantica is the source of this 408-nucleotide messenger RNA. RefSeq names its product cytochrome c oxidase polypeptide VIb. Gene Ontology annotation, cellular component: respiratory chain complex IV; mitochondrion. The coding region runs from base 1 to 408 and encodes 135 amino acids. NCBI's taxonomy places the organism in Eukaryota, Fungi, Ascomycota, Sordariomycetes, Hypocreales, Bionectriaceae. The record is from RefSeq and is a predicted model, not a curated record. The transcript is spliced from 4 exons.